This is a messenger RNA of Aplysia californica (California sea hare), 2372 nucleotides long. Its product is annotated as probable ATP-dependent RNA helicase DDX31. Gene Ontology annotation, biological process: ribosome biogenesis. Gene Ontology annotation, molecular function: RNA helicase activity; ATP binding; nucleic acid binding. Lineage: Eukaryota; Metazoa; Mollusca; Gastropoda; Aplysiida; Aplysiidae. The record is from RefSeq and is a predicted model, not a curated record. Gene Ontology annotation, cellular component: nucleus.
UGUUGUUUACAGUUUACAUAUCACAUAUAUCGCUUCUUUCGUUUGUGACGACGUGAUAGACUGAUGGACUGCCAGUUUCAGGAUGUUUAGAAUCUGAAAAAAUAGAACUACUAGAUAUCUAGAUCUAGUGGGUACCAAAAGUUUGUGAAAUGGACGAUUUUUCAGGUGAAAUCUCACUGAACCUGGUCAGUGACGAUGUCUCAAAUUUCCCUUCAAGAAAAAAGAUACAUGGUGAUCGGGCAUCUCGAGUAAAGCAGCGUAAAGAAUCAAGACUUGAUAGAGAAAAGAACCAAGGAGGUCAUCUUUUGUCUUCUUCAGCCUCUGGCGAUAACCGUGGAAACCUCAAGAGGAAACAGUUAUCCAGCAAUGAUGAUGGAAAGAAUGAUGGAAUAGAGACAUUCAAAAAGAGAAAAGGAGACAGUAUCAUAUCCUCCCUUUUCAGAAAAAACCCAGAAAUUCCAAACAUCACUGGCUCAGAGGUGGAUGGACUCUCAGAAAAAGUUUUCACAGGGAAGACAUUCAAGGAUUUACCGAUUCAUCCAUAUCUGGUGUCCAAUCUAGAGGAGAAGCACGGUUUUCAUGAGAUGACAGAGAUCCAGCGACGGGCCAUUCCUGUUCUCCUGCGCAGAAAAGAUGCUCUUAUCAAGUCUCAGACCGGUUCUGGCAAAACACUUUCUUACGCUGUUCCAAUAAUCCAGUCUUUGCAGUCGAGAAAAAUCAGAGUUCAGCGGAAUGAUGGGCCAUAUGCUGUGGUGAUAGUGCCUACAAGAGAGCUGGCACUUCAAAGCUAUGAUAUAUUUCUCAAGUUGCUGAGGACUUUCAUAUGGAUUGUGCCUGGCUGUUUGAUGGGGGGAGAGAAGAGAAAGGCAGAAAAAUCGAGGCUGCGUAAAGGAGUGAACAUUCUGGUGUCCACCCCAGGCCGUCUCCUUGACCACAUCAACGCCACCAGUGUCCUGUCGCUGAGACGUGUCCAGUGGCUGGUCAUUGAUGAGGCUGACAGGUUGUUGGAGCUGGGCUACGAGAGGGACAUUGCUCAGAUUCUCAACGCGCUGAAAGCUCAGUGUCCUGACCCCCCACAGACUGUUCUGCUUUCCGCUACUCUGUCAGAAGGUGUCGAGAGGUUGUCCAGUAUUUCUCUCAAUGAGCCCGAGCGCGUCAGUGUGACCGAUGCCCAGGCAUCACGACAGUCCUUCCCCGCAUCUGAUGACACGACGUCAUCAUCAAGGGCUAUAAAUAGCGAUGCGUCAGAGGAAGGAGGGGCCGAGGCGUUUGCCGUACCGUCGCGGCUGAGCCAGCAUUUUGUGGUGACGCCUUGUAAGCUGAGGCUGGUAACGCUGGCCUCGCUUAUACUGUGGAAGUGUCAGUUCACCAAGCCCGGCAGCAAAAUGGUUGUGUUCCUGUCCACACAAGACUCCGUGGAGUUCCACUCUCGGCUGUUUUCCUCCGUCCUCGCCUCGUCUCCGAAAGACACGGUGGGCAAACUGCAAGCCAUGGCGAUGGGAGAGGUGGAGGACGUGGGCGACAGUGAUGAUGAUGAUGAUGAUGAUGACAGUGAGGUGGAUGGUGAUGAAAAGAAAAAGAAGAGCAGCAAGGGAAAGUUGAAGAUUUUCCAGCUUCAUGGAGAGAUGUCCCAGAAGGACCGUAGUCGCACGUUCUCCGAGUUCUCUCAGACCACAACAGGGGUUCUGCUGUGUACAGAUGUGGCAGCCCGCGGCCUUGACCUUCCACACGUGGACUGGAUCGUGCAGUACACGUCCCCUGGUUCGACCGUGGACUACGUCCAUCGCGUGGGCCGAACGGCCCGGGCUGGCACUCAGGGCCACUCACUCUUGUUCCUCAUGCCCUCGGAGGCCGGCUACAUACAAGAGCUGAACCGACACAAGAUCAGUCUGUCCCAGCUGCAGCCAGGCACCAUCACACAACAUCUCCUGAGUCACUUGGAGGAACUGCCCAGCCCGGAUGCAGACACAAAAGAUUUCAGUCGUACAUCAGAGGUUACGCGACUUACUCCAAGGAGGUAAAAGAGUACUUCAGAGUGUCUGAACUUCACUUUGGCCACGUGGCCAAAAGCUUUGCUCUGCGGGAGGCCCCGGGAAAGGUCAGCGGAGUGGCAGCCAAGGUCACCCGCAAGACUUGGAAUCGUCAAGAGAAGCCCAAGAAAAAACCUCUGAGCUUCAAGCAGGCCAUGCUCAAUGAGUACUCGUCUGGACUUCAGAAAGGUCAACAGACAAAGGUCGCAACUGGACGACAGUUGAAGCAAAAGAAGAAGAAAAAGCUGAUGAGAUGAAUACUUAUGUAGGUCAAUAUAGAAUACCGUUCUGUCAUAGAGAGUUCAUAAUAAAGGACAUGUUGUAUCUUCUAUCUGUGAAAAA